Molecule: messenger RNA, 3401 nt
Organism: Phodopus roborovskii (desert hamster)
Lineage: Eukaryota; Metazoa; Chordata; Mammalia; Rodentia; Cricetidae
Gene: Znf628
Product: zinc finger protein 628
Exons: 2
Coding region: 179-3277 (1032 amino acids)
Source: RefSeq, a predicted model, not a curated record
CGAUAAAGGUUGAGUGCCGCGCGCCGGGGGCCGUGGGGAGGGAGCGCGCCCCCGCCCCCGCCCCGCCCGGGCCCGCGGCUCCCGCAGCGCCGUGCCGGGCCCCGCUUCCCGUCGGCCCCCGCGGGGAGGGCCUGGGCCUCUCCCUGACGCCCCCUCCCUGGCCGGGGCCGCAGGUGUGAUGGCCGGCUCCCACGUGGACAUGGCGCCAGCUGCCACCACCGAGGGAACUGGGGAGAAGCCAGGCCCCACGGCCCCGGCACCCACCCCUGCUGCCCAGUAUGAGUGCGGAGAGUGUGGCAAGUCGUUCCGGUGGUCAUCUCGGCUCCUGCACCAUCAGCGCACGCACACGGGCGAGCGGCCCUAUAAAUGCCCGGACUGCCCCAAAGCCUUCAAGGGUUCCUCAGCCCUCCUGUACCACCAGCGGGGCCACACGGGCGAGCGGCCCUAUCAGUGCCCUGACUGCCCCAAAGCCUUUAAGCGCUCCUCCCUGCUGCAGAUCCACCGCAGUGUGCACACGGGCCUGCGGGCCUUCACCUGCGGCCAGUGUGGCCUGGCCUUCAAGUGGUCGUCCCACUACCAGUACCACCUGCGACAGCAUACGGGUGAGCGGCCCUACCCGUGCCCCGACUGCCCCAAGGCUUUCAAGAACUCGUCCAGCCUGCGGCGCCACCGGCACGUGCACACCGGGGAACGCCCUUACACCUGUGGCAUUUGCGGCAAGAGCUUCACACAGAGUACCAAUCUGCGGCAGCACCAGCGGGUGCACACCGGCGAGCGCCCAUUUCGCUGCCCGCUCUGCCCCAAGACCUUCACACACUCUUCCAACCUGCUGCUGCACCACCGCACCCACGGCCCCGCCCCCGGCUCCACCCCUACCCCUGCGGGCGAGGCCAGCAGAGCCAGCACCAAGGUCCUGGUCUCUGACGCCUACCUGCAGCCGGGCAGUCCACCUGCACCCCACACCCCGCCCCCUCCGCCACCGCCCGUAGUGCCCGAGCUCUUUCUGGCCGCCGCCGAGACCACGGUGGAGCUGGUGUUCCGCUGCGAUGGCUGCGAGCAGGGCUUCAGCAGCGAGGAGUUGCUCUUGGAGCACCAGCCCUGCCCAGGUCCCGCCGUGGCUGCCCAGCCCCAGGACGUGCCUGCUGAGCUGCCCCAGGCCGACCCCCCUGUGCCACAGCCCCCGCCUGCCCCCGCGGGCACGCCUAACUUCGCUUGCCUUCCUUGCGGGAAGUCCUUCCGCACCGUGGCUGGCCUGUCCCGCCACCAGCACAGCCACGGCGCGGUCAGCGGGCAGGCCUUUCGCUGCGGCAGCUGCGAUGGCGCCUUCCCACAGCUGGCCAGCCUGCUGGCUCACCAGCAGUGCCACGUGGAGGAGGCGGCAGCAGGACGCCCACCCCCUCCGGCUGAGGCCGCCGAGGUCACCUGUCCCCAGGAGCCUCUGGCCCCAGCCACUCCUGCUCCACCCCCGCCCCCACCCGCCCCCGUCUCCGCAGAGCGGCCGUACAAAUGUGCUGAGUGUGGCAAGGCCUUCAAGGGUUCUUCCGGGCUGCGCUACCACUUGCGGGACCACACGGGCGAGCGGCCCUACCAGUGCGGGGAGUGCGGCAAAGCCUUCAAGCGCUCCUCCCUGCUGGCCAUCCACCAGCGAGUGCACACGGGCCUGCGGGCCUUCACCUGCGGCCAGUGUGGCCUCACCUUCAAGUGGUCGUCCCACUACCAGUACCACCUGCGACUGCACUCGGGCGAGCGGCCCUAUGCCUGCGGCGAGUGUGGCAAGGCCUUCCGGAACACAUCGUGCCUCCGGCGCCACCGGCACGUGCACACUGGCGAGCGGCCCCACUCCUGCAGCGUGUGCGGCAAGAGCUUCGCACAGACCUCCAACCUGCGGCAGCACCAGCGCGUGCACACGGGCGAGCGACCUUUCCGCUGCCCGCUCUGCCCCAAGACCUUCACGCACUCCUCCAACCUGCUGCUGCACCAGCGCACCCAUUCUGCCGAGCGCCCUUUCGCCUGUCCCAUUUGUGGCCGAGGCUUUGUCAUGGCCGCCUAUCUGCAGCGGCAUCUGAGGACGCACACCCCAGCCACAGCAACUUCGGGCCCCGCCGGCCCUGCCGCCCCACAGCCCCCAGCCCCAUUGGCUGCAGCUCCGGCUGCACUGGCGGCCCAAGAUGUUCACGUUCUCCCUCACCUGCAAGCCACACUUUCACUUGAAGUAGCUGGGACCGCAGCUCAGGCUACGCCCACGGCCCCAGCUGUCCCCAACUCCCAGACGUUUCUCCUGGUGCAGACUGCCCAGGGCCUGCAACUGAUCCCUAGCAGUGUCCAUCCCCCUACCCCUCCACCCCCGCCCCCACCCCCCAAGCUCAUCCUGCUGCCUCCCGCCAGUGCUGGGAGUAUGGGCAAUGGUGCUGCUAGGCAGGGCCCUCGGGCCGUGGGGAAAGCUGCACAGGGGACAGGGGUAGUGUGGCUUCCAGGUCCAAGUGGUCUGGGGAUGCAGGGAGGGGGCAAUGCGGGGGCGAGUGGGGGAGGGCAGAGCCUCAUUGUUCUGCAGAAUGUAGGGAGUGGGGAGACAGGGCCACAGGAAGUGAGUGGGGUUCAGCUUCAGCCAGCACAGGAAGUGGCCACGGUCCAACUGCAGCCCGCACAGGAAGUGACCACGGUUCAGCUCCAACCAGCGCAGGAAGUGACUACCGUCCAGCUCCAGCCCCUGACAGGCCAAGUCUCCAGUCCUAAUGGAGGAGCUGUGGCUACAGACACUCCAAACCUGCUGGUGGUCCAGAGCGGGGCUGCUGACGAGUUACUGCCUGGACCUGGGGAGGUGGGGGACACUGAGGCCAGUGCCAGUGUGGUCCAGGAUGUACUGUUUGAAACCCUGCAGACAGAUGAGGGGCUGCAGAGUGUGCUGGUGCUGAGCGGAGCUGAUGGCGAGCAGACCAGGCUGUGUGUGCAGGAGGUGGAAACCCUUUCCCCCGGACUGACAGAGCCAGCUGCCACUGGCCCACCAGGACAGAAGCUCCUCAUUAUUCGCAGCGCUCCAGCUACUGAUCUGCUGGAGAAUAGCGGUGCGGCAGGAGCCGGGGCUGCAACCCUGCAGCUCCUGGCCCCGCCAGCACCUGGCCCGCCGUCCACCCCUGUGGGGGUGCCUGUAGCUCCCGCCUCCCAGAUGGUACAAGUGGUCCCUGCAGUGGCUGGCCCGGGGGUCAUGGCCCCCCAGAGCUUGCCCUCCAUCCAGAUUGUGCAGACUCUGCCUGCAGUCCAGUUGGUACACACAUUUUGAAGAGACCCACUAGACAACCCUCCCCCCACACCCCACAACUAACUGUACUCCUCAGCUGGGCUGGGGUCGGUCCCAGAGUCAAGGGGGCUGCUGGCUGGGCUUGCUAAUAAAGACAGAGUCUCUU